AUGGAAACUCACGGAGCGAUGAAAGUUACCGCACGAGGCAACAUGGUUAGGGAGCAGGAGGUGACAGAGGAACCAGAGACUGCCCCAACGCCUAAAUUUUGGACUCGCGAGCUGUAUGUCGGUUCAUUGCUGUUCAACCUAGGAGCUUUUGCCCUUCCGGCAUUGUACAGCACUCUCAGCAAGCUCUGGGUGGCCAAUAUCGACGCGAAGCAAGUUGUAACGACCGAUAUCUACACUUAUAUUGGUGUGAUUGUAGAAGUGCUGAAUGAGGGCCUGCCCCGCUCUGCAUGGCUCGUCAUUGGGGACAAGUCUACGCGCACUGUUUACUCACGACUGAACCUAGCGUACACAAUGAUCCUUGCACAAACUGCCCUUGGAGUCAUUAUGACAGUGAUAUUCCUGGCUGCCUCCAAAACGCUGGCCUCAGGAUUCGUACCAGUGGAAGUGCGACAAACUUCCAUCACCUACGUGCGACUGUCAUCUGUGCAGGCUGUGACCUCUGCUAUAGAAGCCGCUUUGUCUUCCUCGACCAGGGCGCUGGAUAACCCCGACGUGCCCUUGAUCAUUAGCUCUGCCAAGUUCCUCAUCAACAUAGUUCUCGAUUUACUAAUCAUUUCAAAGGUACAUGUUGGAGGAUGGAAACCUACGAUUGUCAUGCAGGCCAUAAUUCGGCUUGUUUGCGAUAGUGUCUCGUCUUUGGCUGGGUUGAUAUACUUCCUCACUGUUGUUGUGAGACGUUGUCAAAAGGAUGCAGAUGGUCCGCAUAGACUGCGCUGCAGUCUUUCCGCUUUGUUCAUCCUCAUCAAACCUAGUGCCUAUACAUUUGCCGAGUCGGCUAUCCGAAAUGCCAUUUAUCUGUGGCUUGUUCAUCAAAUUGUUCUUCUGGGAAGUGACUAUGCAACUUCAUGGGGAGUAUUUAACACGAUCCGCUGGGGGCUCGUCAUGGUCCCUGUUCAAGCAUUAGAGGCUUCCACAUUGGCUUUUGUGGGUCAUAAUUGGGGCCAAUACCGUGCUGAAAGUGGCAGGGAAUAUCCCGAGGCAACCAGACAAGAUCUUAUUGAACUCAUUCGGCCAGCGCUUCGAGCCUGCGUGAUUGUAUUGGUCUUUGAGACCACCAUGUGCAUUGCAUUGUCGCUGCGUGGGAUAGAGGCGUUUGCCUAUUAUCUAUCAGACUCGAGUGUCGUGGCAGAUAUCACUCAAACUAUGUGGAAGAAUAUCGACUGGACCUACAUAUUUUAUGGUUUAAAUUGCCAGAUCGCAGCGAUUCUUCUGGCAACAUCACCGCGAUGGUACCUUUAUCAAUCACUUGGGUCAAACUUCCUUUGGAUGCUGCCCUGGGCGAUUGUUGUUACAGUCAUAUCCCUGCCAAAAUCUCUAGCUUGGACAUAUUAUGCAAUAAUUUUCGGCGGAGCUCUUGUUUUCGACUUUGUGGACGUUGGAUUGACUGCUACGCUGUGGGCUUAUCGACUAACGAGAGGGAAGGUCGGAAUUGGAUCAGAGUCACAGAGUGAUUAA
This is a messenger RNA of Penicillium coprophilum, 1515 nucleotides long. RefSeq lists its product as uncharacterized. NCBI's taxonomy places the organism in Eukaryota, Fungi, Ascomycota, Eurotiomycetes, Eurotiales, Aspergillaceae. The coding region runs from base 1 to 1515 and encodes 504 amino acids. The record is from RefSeq and is a predicted model, not a curated record. The transcript has 4 exons.